Glycine soja is the source of this 1645-nucleotide messenger RNA. RefSeq lists its product as uncharacterized. Bases 105 to 1304 code for a protein of 399 amino acids. The transcript has 5 exons. The record is from RefSeq and is a predicted model, not a curated record. Lineage: Eukaryota; Viridiplantae; Streptophyta; Magnoliopsida; Fabales; Fabaceae.
AUGCUGCAGAACUGUGUCGUUUAAUUAAAAACGACAUAUAUGCAGCGUGUUUUUGACUAGCUUGAAGGCUGAGUUUCCCAAGGCGAAGAGAGAAAGCAUUUGUGAUGGCAGACGAUCUGUUUGAUGGAUUGCCCCCUCCUUCCUCAAGCACUCUCAUUCUUCCUCAACAACAACAACAUAAUCAUGAGCCAAUUCUUGUUGCUACCAACAACAACAACCCUGAAUCCUCUGCAGUUCCGGCUCCAAAGCCAAUCCUCAAAAGUGCCCUCAAGCGCCCCAACCCUACUCAACCCGACACCCAAGCUGCAGCACCUAAGAAAAGCUUGAAGUUCAAAACCACAACGGAUGCUUCUGAAGCACAAGUUAUUGAGGCCAUGCAGAAGAUAACUUCACACAUCAAGAACCCUGCAAAGUUCAGCAAGGCUGCAAAGCUUGCUAUACAGCUGAUUCAGGCAGGAAGUGUAAAGUCAGAAAUUAGUGAUUAUUUUUUUGCCAUAUUAGAAGCUGCAAUGUCAUCAUCCAUUAAUUCUACAGAUCCUUCAGUUCGGGCAGAUUAUCAUUCUCUGUUCUCCGUAGCUCAAAACACCAAAGAGCACCUCAAUAAGAAGCAAAAGAAUCAACUGGAAACUUGGACAAUUAAUGCUGUGGUGGCGAAUGAUUUAUAUACAGAUGACAGCUUUGUGUUUUCUAAAGCAGCUGGGCAAAUCAAGGAAGCUAUAUCUAAUCUUCCUGUUGCAACAGAAGAGGAGGACACAGAGGAAGCUAAGUCUCUGAAAGAUAGCACAGUUAUAGCAGAUGAAGGUGGUAAAACACCUGCCACUGAUAAUGAUAAUGAGGGGGAGGAAGCUCAAGCUGACCCAUUUGGACUUGAUGCUCUGAUUCCUAAUUCCACAAAGAAAGGUGAAAAAUUAAAGGCAAAGAAUGAGGCAUCUGUGAAAAUAAGGGAGGAUGAGGAAGAAACCAAUAGAUUCCUCAAGUCACAAAGAGAAGCCCUGAUAACUUGUUUAGAAAUUGCUGCUCGGCGUUAUAAAACACCCUGGUGUCAAACUGUAAUUGAUAUUUUAGUGAAGCAUGCCUUUGAUAAUGUGGCAAGAUUUACAGCUCGUCAGAGGGAUGCUGUUGGGAAAUUGUGGGCUUCAAUACGGGAGCAACAAACUCGUCGGAAGCAAGGGAAGUCAGUUAAUGGAAAACUUGAUGUAAAUGCUUUUGAAUGGCUUCAACAAAAAUAUGCUGGUGAAAAGAUUAGCAUUCGUCAUUCUGUUGGAGCUAGUGGAGACCGUCGUGCCCAACAAUGGCUUGGUUAAAUAUUCUUGUGACCUUUCUAUUAAAGUAAUAGAGAGGAUGAUGGCAACUGCAAAAUAGUUUAAAGGAGGGGAGAGGAUGCGUCCUCGUCAUUUCAUUCAGUGUUGUAACUUAGCUAGGUCUCAGACGUCGCUCUUGAUUGAAUAUCCACCAAACAAUUAGGAAGUGACUUCAAAAAAUGUGAUUUUUUUUAAUUUUUUUAUUUGUGCAGAUAUAAGUUGUUGAUUUGUUUUCAAAACACGAAAUCAUGUUUUGCGUAGUGUGCUCAGACAUCUAUUAACUAAAACAGUCUGAAUGGGAUUUGAUUCCGAAAUCACGGUGGUUGAAACAAACUGUUACAUGA